AUGGAUUUUAGUUCUGUCUUAAACACUGAUCAUAGAGAAAUUUUGCAGAAUAUGUUGCCUACAGGUGAUGGUUUUGAAGGAAUUGUUCUAAGUUCAGAACCUUUGAGUAAUGGAUUUUCUACAAAGGAAUACCAUUGCAUUCAUAAUACAAAACCAAAACGAAAUACUAAGCCUCAUGAAAAGCAUCUAAACUGUAAUGCCAAAAUGAUUGUAACCAUUAAAAACAAGGAAAUGAAAAGAAGCAAUGAUGUCUUUUUAAAGAAGUACCCCUGUGAAAUUUUUUUAAGGAACACCCAUAAUCAUUCAAUAUAUAUUUCAUCAGCACUAAAGUUUUGUCCACCUAGUCAACAGUUGCAGGAAGAAUUUAAAUUAUUAUUCACUAAAGGACAUUCACCAAGCACAGCAUACAGUCUCUUUAAAGAUGAAUUAUAUGAAAAUCACAAUCAAAGGUACAAUGAAAUUGUAGCUGAUGGCAGUAAAUGCCCAACACUGAAGUGGGUAUAUGAUCUGUACUAUCAAAUAUUCAAAAGAGAAUAUGGUGAGCCUACAGGUGUCGAAAUGAUUGUGUCAAUGGAAAAUGCAAUAAAAGAUUAUAAUAUUAAAUGUGAAAGUGGUGGAAAUAGAAUAGGCGUGCAGCCAACAGCAAUAAUGAGACGAAAAUCGGGACUAGGGGGAAGAAAUAUUGCUCGAAGUGGCAGACCUCCAAAAAGGCUUCAACUGUCAGAUCAUGCCUACAGUAAAGAAAAAAAUAAACACAAUUAUGAAGUUUUCAAUCCUGACAAUAAAACUGCUGCACCACAUUGCUUAGAAUACUGUAUUACUCAAAAUAUAUCUUUGGCGACAGGAGGAAGAAAAGUGCCCUCGGCGUUACACCAGGCAACAAGUGUUACAGUCUCGGCCUUUUCUGCUCAAGCAACUGACGAAAUUACUUUUGAUCCUUUUACUGCCAAAACUUCCCCCGGUCUUAUAAUAUGGGAAUUAAUACCUGCUACAUCCAGUAUUGUUAAAAAUACUCGUAAUGGCCAUCGGCAACAGAACCUGGACACUGAGUAA
Acanthoscelides obtectus is the source of this 1053-nucleotide messenger RNA. Lineage: Eukaryota; Metazoa; Arthropoda; Insecta; Coleoptera; Chrysomelidae. The record is from the annotation of a GenBank genome assembly.